CUUCCCAUAUGCCAAAAAUGCAUCAUUGCCUAAACCCACAAGCAUUCACCAUCUACACUAAUUACACUCUUGUGCUUUCUUUCUUCUUCUCAUGCCUUUCUUCUUAUUACCAUCUCUCUCCAUUCUCUUUCAAGUCUCAUUAUUGUCUUUUAAAUCUUAAUUAGAAGCUGUUUUUUUUGUCUAGUUUGUGCUCAAUUCUCGGUUGGAGACGGAUCAUUGAGUUGGACCACCUGGCGACGUUAACAAGAGAGAAGUGUUCGGCUUUGGUCCGGUCUUGUUACGUACCAUCGAGGACUACUUGUUCUUCUGACGACAUUAUUACUAAACAGAACACGAAAGUGGAAGAUGGUCUCGGCUUCCGAGGAGGAGGACGGUGGCAGAAUAAUCAGCCGUCAAAGAGACACGGAGGAGGAAGAAGCUGCACCGCCGUAUCCAGCGAGCCUUGCAAUCUCAAAAGCAACCUCAAGGUCAAGACGGAGGUUGAUAAAGGGUUGGAACAGAGGAAAGUAAGCUGGCCUGAUGCUCAUGGCAAAGAUAUUGCUCAUGUUCAGGAGUUUGAGCUUAGCGCAUCUGAAGACGGAGAGCAUGCAGGAAAGUCUAAAAGAAAAUAUUGUGGUGUCUGUAUAAUCCAAUGACAAUAUUAUUACCCUUUUGAGUU
Brassica oleracea var. oleracea is the source of this 658-nucleotide messenger RNA. RefSeq lists its product as uncharacterized. The transcript is spliced from 2 exons. The record is from RefSeq and is a predicted model, not a curated record. Lineage: Eukaryota; Viridiplantae; Streptophyta; Magnoliopsida; Brassicales; Brassicaceae. The coding region runs from base 346 to 510 and encodes 54 amino acids.